CUCGCACUACCAAGUACUGCAGCCAUGGAGUCCAUGCUCAAUAAACUGAAGAGCACCGUUACAAAAGUAACAGCCGAUGUCACCAGCGCGGUUAUGGGAAACCCUGUCACUAGAGAGUUUGAUGUUGGGCGACACAUUGCCAGUGGUGGCAAUGGGUUGGCCUGGAAGAUUUUUAAUGGGACAAAGAAGUCAACCAAACAGGAAGUGGCUGUUUUUGUCUUUGAUAAAAAGCUGAUUGAUAAAUAUCAAAAAUUUGAAAAGGAUCAAAUCAUCGAUUCUUUAAAACGUGGAGUCCAACAGCUAACCCGGCUACGACACCCUCGACUUCUUACUGUCCAGCAUCCUUUAGAAGAGUCAAGGGAUUGCUUGGCAUUUUGUACAGAACCAGUUUUUGCCAGUUUAGCCAAUGUUCUUGGUAACUGGGAAAAUCUACCCUCUUCAAUAUCUCCAGACAUCAAGGAUUAUAAACUUUAUGAUGUAGAAACUAAGUAUGGUUUGCUUCAGGUUUCUGAAGGAUUGUCAUUUUUGCAUAGCAGUGUAAAAAUGGUUCAUGGAAAUGUUACUCCUGAAAAUAUAAUUUUGAAUAAAAGUGGAGCCUGGAAAAUAAUGGGUUUUGACUUUUGUGUGUCGUCGAGCAAUCCUUCUGAACAAGAGCCCAAGUUUCCUUGUAAAGAGUGGGACCCAAACUUGCCAUCAUUGUGUCUUCCAAAUCCUGAGUACUUGGCUCCUGAGUAUAUCCUGUCGGUGAGCUGUGAGACAGCCAGUGACAUGUACUCCUUAGGAGCUGUUAUGUAUGCUGUGUUUAAUAAAGGGAGACCUAUAUUUGAAGUCAACAAGCAGGAUAUUUACAAGAGUUUCAGUAGACAACUGGAUCAGUUGAGUCGUUUAGGAUCUAGUUCACUCACAAGCAUACCCGAGGAAGUUCGUGAACAUGUCAAACUGUUGUUAAAUGUAACUCCGACUGUAAGACCCGAUGCAGAUCAAAUGACAAAAAUUCCCUUCUUUGAUGAUGUUGGUGCAGUAACUCUUCAAUAUUUUGAUACCUUAUUCCAAAGAGAUAAUCUCCAGAAAUCACAGUUCUUCAAAGGAUUGCCAAAGGUUCUACCAAAGCUGCCCAAGCGUGUCAUUGUGCAGAGAAUUUUGCCCUGUUUGACCUCAGAAUUUGUAAAUCCUGACAUGGUACCUUUUGUUCUACCGAAUGUUUUGCUGAUCGCUGAGGAGUGCACCAAAGAAGAAUAUAUCAAAUUAAUUCUACCUGAACUUGGUCCUGUGUUCAAACAGCAGGAGCCAAUCCAGGCUAGCAACAUGAUUUUGUUAAUUUUUCUACAAAAAAUGGAUUUGCUGCUAACCAAAACCCCUCCGGAUGAGAUAAAGAACAGCGUCCUGCCAAUGGUCUACAGGGCUCUGGAGGCACCUUCAAUCCAGAUCCAGGAGCUCUGUCUAAACAUCAUUCCAACUUUUGCAAAUCUUAUAGACUACCCGUCCAUGAAAAACGCUUUGAUUCCAAGAAUUAAAAAUGCCUGUUUACAAACGUCUUCCCUCGCUGUUCGUGUGAACUCAUUAGUGUGUUUAGGGAAGAUCCUGGAGUACUUGGAUAAGUGGUUUGUACUUGAUGAUAUCCUGCCCUUCUUACAGCAGAUUCCCUCCAAGGAACCUGCAGUCCUCAUGGGGAUUUUAGGUAUUUAUAAAUGUACUUUUACUCAUAAAAAGUUGGGAAUCACCAAAGAGCAGCUGGCUGGAAAGGUACUGCCUCAUCUCAUCCCCCUGAGCAUUGAAAACAACCUCAACCUCACCCAGUUCAGCUCCUUCAUUGCUGUCAUAAAGGAGAUGCUGAGCCGACUGGAGUCGGAGCACAGGACUAAGCUGGAGCAGCUUCACAUAAUGCAGGAGCAGCAGAGGUCUUUGGACAUAGGGAAUCAAAUGAGCGCUUCUGAGGAGACAAAAGCCACACCUUCUGGAACUCAGCAGAUUGAUAAAGUCUUUAACAACAUUGGCGCAGACCUUCUAAGUGGCGGUGAAUCAGAAAAUAGAGAAGACGGGCUGCAGGGUAAACAGAAAAGAGGGUCACUAACACUUGAAGAGAAACAGAAGUUAGCGAAAGAACAGGAGCAGGCACAGAAGCUGAAGAGCCAGCAGCCUCUUAAGCCCCAAGUCCACACGCCCAUCGCUCCUGUCAAACAGACUAAGGACUUGACAGACACAUUGAUGGAGAACAUGUCGUCCUUGACCAGCCUUUCCGUUAGCACUCCUAAGAUUUCUGCUUCAAGCACCUUCACCUCAGUUCCCUCCACAGGCCUCAGCAUGAUGUUUUCUACACCAAUUGAUAAUACAAAGAGAAAUUUGACAAAUGGCCUAAAUGCCAACAUGGGCUUUCAGACUUCAGGGUUCAACAUGCCAGUCAAUCCAAACCAGAACUUCUUCAGUGGUACGAGCACAGCUGGUGUGACCACCAUGACUCUGGGAGCACCUCCUACUAUGUCAAACUUCAGCCCCUUGAGUAUUCCUCCUGCUAGCGUGAAGCAGACUCAACAGAGACCACCUGAUAUGUCUGCCCUUAAUAAUCUCUUUGGCCCUCAGAAACCCAAAGUCAGCAUGAACCAGCUGUCCCAACAGAAACCAAAUCAGUGGCUGAAUCAGUUUGUACCUCCUCAAGGUUCUCCAGGCAUGGGCAGUGCAGCCAUGGGCACACAGGUGAAUGUGAUGGGACAGGCUGCCUUUGGUAUGCAGGGCAACCCUUUCUUCAACCCACAGAGCUUCGCACAGCCACCCCCAACUACCAUGACCAGUAGCAGCUCAGCCAGCAAUGAUCUGAAAGAUCUUUUCGGGUGAGGCGUCUCGCGCUGCCUUUUGGAGGGUCACUGCAGUUUCAGUCACGGGAAAGCUGACUUACGUCAGUGUGAGGCUGGCUUGAAGAAACUGCUUCUGUGGGAGCUGAUGGUUUCUGUGACAGAAAGCACCUGCUCCCAUGCCAGCCGGUGUAGGAGCUGUGUGCAUCCUAGCAAGUGGAAGUGUUUAAAGCAUGGAGGAUUUUCUCCCCAUUACAGACUCCUCUUCAGGUUUUUAAAGAUCCAGUCCUUACUAGUCUCAGUGCAACAGGACAGCUGAAUUAUCCUGAAUAGCAGUUUUUAAAUCAGAUGUUUUAUUUUGGCUUGUAAAUCUUCUUGUUAUUAAAAUCCUUGAGUUGAUGGUAACUGGAAGUCCCCUUGGUAUCUCCCUUCAUAUUCACUUGUCUUCACUGAAAGGGAAGAGUCUUGAUGCUGUGCUAAUGUGUGUGCAUUUGUAAGAUAGUGGGCAGCAACACAGAAAGGAUUGGGUCAUUAUUCGCUUUUCUAGUCUUAUUUUUCAAAGAAAUGUAUGCUUAAUAAAAGCACAGCAAAAUGCUGCAAAAUUUAACUUAUAUUAAUUUCAUUGGUUUAUAAAACAUUAACCAUUCUAAAUGCAAACUAAUCAUUGUAAGUUAUAUUUUAGCAUGAUCUGCCUCAAAUAGCAAUGUAUUUUUCUGCCUUUACUUGAAUAUAUUUAGGCUCACUUUCUUCCCUGUUGUAUCACAGAGGAGCUAUGUACCGAUUUGUACAGAAAACAGACAGAGCACUCGGACACGACUUUCUCAACUACUGCCUUCAUACUUGAUUUUCAGUUCAAACUUCUGAGGUUGCGGCAUAUAUGAAUUACAUUUUCGAAAGGAGAUUUGUUAAAAAAUUAGUUAAGCUAUAUUUAAUGAGUAACUUUUGAGAUUUCUGCCAUAUUGUUUCAAUAUAGUAAAGUCUAAAAAUGAGCAAGCCAUUAGCUACCAUCAGGUUCGAUGUUAGCUUGCCGUGAUGCCUGACCUCGCUAGUACAGUUGAAUUCUUUUCUAGACGUCCCAGAAACUUUGUUUGGACAUUUAGUGUCUGUAAUCAGCCACUGUUAGGAAGAAAGGAGUCAAUUCUAAUAGGCCACACCUCACUUUUUGGAACCGUUCUGAUGUCUGUCGUUAACUUGCUGAUUCUACCACAGAGCCUUAUGCUAUAGACAUCAUUUGUAUUUUUAAAAAGUAUAUUCCACUGUUAUGUGAUAAUUAUAAAACUCCUAAAAAAAAACCUCUGUAUGUAUUAUAGUUGCUGCCAUACAGUUUGUGGUUUUUAAUUAUCUGGAACCAGCAAUCCUUAAAUAAAUCAUAUGAAGUUUAUUAAAUGGCUGAAUGUUCAUUCAGAUUAUAUACGUGUGUGCACAUGGUGGGUAUAAAUUGUAGGACUGAUUACAAAGUACAUUUCAUGCUGAUACCAAUGCUGAAAGCAUCCAGUUAAAGCACACUUGUGAAAAACGUGAGUCAGCAGUCACACCUCACUCCUGAGUGUACUACACUUGGGUGGCAUGACUUAAAAAGGACUGGAGGAUGCAAAGAAGUCACUCAAAAAUUAAAAGCCGUUUAUCUUCGCAACUUUGCCUGAUUCAUUUUUAACACGAUACUAAUAUUUCUUUUGGGAAAUGUUUUAUAUGGAAUAAAAUUGUUAUUGAAGAAUA
Rattus rattus (black rat) is the source of this 4502-nucleotide messenger RNA. It is a transcript of the gene Scyl2, whose product is annotated as SCY1 like pseudokinase 2. Gene Ontology annotation, biological process: protein phosphorylation. Gene Ontology annotation, molecular function: protein kinase activity; ATP binding. Lineage: Eukaryota; Metazoa; Chordata; Mammalia; Rodentia; Muridae. The record is from RefSeq and is a predicted model, not a curated record. Bases 25 to 2829 code for a protein of 934 amino acids. The transcript has 18 exons.